AUGAAGCCAGUGGCAUUAACCUGCCAGGAGCUUACUCGCAUUCCAGCCAAGAGAGGCCAAAUCCCGAGACCAGAAACAGCACGAAAUUGGCCCCACCUCUUACCCAUUGCAAAUCAUCUAAUGCCUUAUAGAGAAGAUGUUGAAGUUGGACUGCUCAUAGGAGCCAACUGUGCACGUGCCAUCAAACCGACAGAGGUGAUACCUGGAAGGCAAGAUGAUCCCUACGCAAAGAAGACUGCACUAGGAUGGGGUGUCAUCGGUGUCGUUAAUCCAACCAAGAUUGAAGAAGAUGACAACCACUGUUCUUGUCACCGCAUCGCGUCCCUAGAAGUUCGUCCCAGCAAUGGAAAAAGAAUGUGUCAUUUCGCUCUCAAGACUCAGGCAAAGGAAGUAUUCACACCUGCGCAAUUGAUCAAAACAUUGGAGCGUAAUUUCAAUGAAACGUCAAGAGAAGAACAACCUGUAUCGUUCCUGGAUAGAAAAUUCCUUAACGUCUUGGAGUCUAACAUCCGACACCGAGACGAUGGCCACUACGAAGUUCCCUUGCCACUGAAAGAAGAAGGGUUAAAGUUACCCAACAAUCUCACACUGGCGUUAAGUCGCCUUGGAAGGCUCAAAAAAAGGCUGAAGAGAGACAGAAAGUAUCGAGAACACUACGAAGCCUUCAUGAAGGAGAUGAUUGAUAAGGGACAGGCUGAGAGAGUUCCCGACGAGGAACUACACCUCUCUAACGGUCGCGUUUGGUACAUACCGCAUCACGGUGUCUACCACCCCCAGAAACCAGACAAGAUCCGAGUCGUCUUCGACGCCAGUGCAGAGUACAAGGGAGAGUCGCUUAACAGACACCUUUUACAGGGUCCUGAUCUGACCAACAGUCUUAACGGAGUCCUCUGCCGCUUUCGUAAAGAACCCAUCGCUUUCACCUGUGACGUAGAAGGAAUGUUUCAUCAAGUGUACGUCAAUCCCGACUAUCGAAAUCUCCUCAGAUUUCUCUGGUGGAAUGAUGGAAAUAUAGACAGCAAACCGACCGAGUUCAGAAUGACAGUUCAUCUGUUUGGCGCUACGUCAUCCCCAGGGUGUGCGAAUUUCACACUGAAAAGAACUGCAGACGACUUUGAGGAGUUGUUUGGAAGCGAGCCAGCCAAAUUUGUCAAAGAUGAUUUCUACGUGGAUGACGGACUGAAAUCAGUUUCAACAGCCAUUCAAGCCUCAGCCCUUAUAAGGAAUACAAAGAGUUUGCUUGCCAAAGGAGGCUUCAACCUCCACAAGUUCAUAUCUAACAGCAAGGAAGUGAUUGAAACCAUUCCCAAAGAGCAACGAGCAAGCGGUAUCAAGGAGCUAGAUUUCAGCAGGGAUAUUCUCCCUAUUGAAGGAGCCUUAGGAGUGCAGUGGUGUGUGCAGUCAGAUGCCCUCCAAUUCCGCGUGGUACUCAAGGACAAACCAUUGACUAGAAGAGGGAUUCUUGCCUCCAUCAGUUCGAUCUACGACCCUCUGGGCCUGGCAGCUCCCUUUCUGCUUAAAGGAAAACAGAUCCUUCAAGAUCUUUGUAAGACUCAAGCUGCUUGGGACGAGACGGUGCCUGAUGACAUUCGAGCAAAAUGGGAAAAAUGGAGAGGAGAGUUGCACGAAUUAGCUGAGUUAAAGAUCCGUCGUUGCUACAAACCAGACAACUUUGGUGAAGUCAAUUACCCGUUAAAGCCAGUCACCGUGCCCCGACUGGAGCUCACCGCUGCCGUGGUGUCCACGAAAAUCAGCUCCUUCCUACUGAAAGAACUAAGCUAUGAAGACAUCCACGAGUUCUUCUGGACCGACAGUAAAGUUAUCCUCGGCUACAUUUCAAAUGAAGCAAGGCGCUUUCAUACAUUUGUCGCUAACCUAGUGCAAGCAAUUCGAGAUCAUGCAUCCCCUGAUCAGUGGCACUACGUUGAUACCAAAGAGAACCCAGCCGACGACGCCUCACGAGGUCUUGGAGCUAAAGAACUGAUAACAAGCAACAAAUGGUGGAACGGACCGAACUUCCUGUGGAGACCACUGCCAGAUAAGCCCCACUUUGAUCCUCAAGUAUCUCCAGAUGACCCCGAGGUUAGGAAGGUUACAGUACUGGCAACUAAAUCCAUUGAACACCCAACCCUAUUGGACCGCAUUGAGUACUUCUCAGACUGGUACCGCGCGAAAAGAGCAAUUGCUGUCUGCCUGUUGUUCAUACACAGAAUGAAACUUCACGUAAAGAAAGAUCGAGACAACUCCGUCAGUGACAAAGGCAACCCACUGCACGAAGACAACAAACGAAAACGGCAAGAUCAGUCCUCCAAGUUUGUUACGCCAAGGGUAAAGGAUCUCCAGAGAGCCGAGCUGUUGCUGAUCAAAGCUAUACAGUACAAGGAGUUCCCAAGAGAAAUCGAAGCCUUAGCGAACAAGUCACACAAAGGUGAAAUAAACGCUAAGUCAGUAAAGAGGACAAGCCCUGUACAUCGCCUCAAACCAGUCCUAGAUGACAACGGUGUUCUAAGAGUUGGAGGACGACUUCCUCAAGCCGACCUAUCAUAUGCUGUAAAGCAUCCUGUCUUGCUUCCGAAGAAGGUGCACCUUACAAACCUGAUAAUCUGA
Orbicella faveolata is the source of this 2607-nucleotide messenger RNA. RefSeq lists its product as uncharacterized. NCBI's taxonomy places the organism in Eukaryota, Metazoa, Cnidaria, Anthozoa, Scleractinia, Merulinidae. The record is from RefSeq and is a predicted model, not a curated record.